Molecule: messenger RNA, 3070 nt
Organism: Musca vetustissima
Lineage: Eukaryota; Metazoa; Arthropoda; Insecta; Diptera; Muscidae
Gene: Myo31DF
Product: unconventional myosin ID
Exons: 9
Coding region: 18-3044 (1008 amino acids)
Biological process (GO): vesicle transport along actin filament; actin filament organization
Cellular component (GO): plasma membrane; cytoplasm; myosin complex
Molecular function (GO): actin filament binding; microfilament motor activity; ATP binding
Source: RefSeq, a predicted model, not a curated record
AUUUACAAGAAACAACAAUGGCCAUGCAACACCGCGAAGUGGGAGUACAAGAUUUUGUACUCCUCGAUGAGGUAACAACGGAGAAAUUUAUGGACAACUUGAGAAAGAGAUUUCAAGUUGGCUCCAUUUAUACAUACAUCGGUGAGGUAUGCGUCUCCAUGAAUCCCUACAGACAGAUGAAUAUCUAUGGCCCCGAAACGAUAAAAAAAUACAAGGGACGAGAACUAUUCGAAAACCAACCACACGUAUUUGCCAUUGCCGAUGCUGCAUAUCGAAUAUUGAAACAGCGUCAACAGGAUACAUGUAUUUUGAUAUCGGGUGAAUCGGGUGCUGGCAAAACUGAGGCAUCAAAAAUUAUUAUGAAAUAUAUUGCCGCUGUAACCAAUAUCCAUGGCCAGAAUGAAAUUGAAAGAGUAAAAAAUGUGUUGAUCCAAAGUAAUGCCAUUUUGGAAACGUUUGGUAAUGCGAAGACAAAUCGUAAUGACAACUCCAGCCGUUUCGGUAAAUACAUGGACAUUGAAUUUGAUUACAAGGCCGAUCCAGUUGGUGGUAUUAUAACCAAUUAUUUAUUGGAAAAAUCUCGUGUGGUGCAGCAGCAACCCGGAGAACGAAAUUUCCACAGUUUUUAUCAGCUAUUGCGUGGUGCGAGCGACAAUGAACUACGACAACAUAAUCUUAAUAGGGAUCCAUCGAAAUAUCACUACAUGAAUCAAGGUAGUAUGGAUGUUUUGAGCGAGAAAAACGACUACAAAAGCACAAACGCUGCAUUUAAAACACUUGGAUUCUCCAGCGAAGAGAUUUCAACAAUUUGGCGCAUUAUUGCUGCAAUAUUACACCUGGGCAACAUUGAAUUCCAAAUGAUCGAAGACGAGUUGGUCAUCAGCAACAAGUCGCAUUUACAAUGGGCUGCACAAUUGCUACAGGUUACCCCAGAUGAACUCUCCACAUCGUUGACAAAACGUGUGAUUGCUGCCGGUGGCAAUAUCAUGAGAAAGGAUCACAAUGCCAGCCAAGCAGAAUAUGGAAAAGAUGCUUUGGCUAAGGCCAUAUACGAUCGACUCUUCACAUGGAUCAUUUCACGCAUUAAUCGUGCCAUAUUGUUCCGUGGUUCCAAGACCCAGGCUCGUUUUAAUUCAGUUAUUGGAGUUUUGGAUAUCUAUGGUUUUGAAAUCUUCGACUCCAACAGUUUUGAACAAUUCUGCAUCAACUAUUGCAACGAAAAAUUGCAACAAUUAUUUAUAGAAUUGGUGUUGAAACAAGAACAAGAGGAAUAUCAAAGAGAAGGAAUAGCAUGGAAAAACAUUGAAUACUUCAACAACAAGAUAAUUUGUGACUUGGUGGAACAACCGCAUAAGGGUAUUAUUGCAAUAAUGGACGAAGCAUGCCUGAGUGUUGGCAAAGUGACCGAUGAGACGUUGCUAGAAGCCAUGGAUAAAAAUCUUAGCAAACAUCCCCAUUACACGAGCCGACAACUUAAACCAAUGGACAAGGAACUGAAACACCGCGAAGAUUUUCGUAUUACUCACUAUGCCGGAGAUGUCAUUUACAAUAUAAACGGGUUUAUAGAGAAAAAUAAGGAUACAUUAUAUCAAGAUUUCAAACGCCUAUUGCAUCAUUCUUCGAACAGUUAUCUGAGCGAAAUGUGGCCUGAAGGGGCACAAGAUAUAAAAGCCACCACCAAACGGCCGCUAACGGCUGGCACACUUUUCCAACGUUCCAUGAUCGACUUGGUAAAUACACUGUUGAAGAAAGAGCCGUUCUACGUCCGAUGCAUCAAGCCAAACGACAUGAAGAGUCCAACCGUUUUUGAUGAUGAACGUGUUGAACAUCAAGUACGUUACUUGGGUCUAUUGGAAAACGUUCGUGUACGUCGUGCCGGUUUUGUUCAUCGACAACGUUAUGACAAAUUCCUACUACGCUACAAGAUGAUCUCACAGUACACUUGGCCCAACUUCCGCGCUGGCAGUGAUCGUGAUGGUGUACGUGUUCUAAUCGAAGAAAAGGGAUUUAGUCAAGAUGUCAAAUAUGGCCAUACAAAAAUAUUUAUACGGUCGCCACGCACUCUUUUCUCUCUGGAGCAACAACGCAACGAAAUGAUCCCACAUAUUGUGACAUUGCUGCAGAAACAAGUUCGUGGUUGGAUUGCCCGCCAGAACUAUAAAAAGAUGAAGGCAGCAAUGGUCAUAAUGAGGGCAUACAAAACAUAUAAACUGCGUUCAUAUGUGCAGGAAUUGGCUAACCGUUUCCGUACUGCCAAAAGUAUGAGAGAUUAUGGACGGAGCAUCCAAUGGCCACAUCCUCCUCUGGCUGGACGAAGAGCUGAACCCGGGCUACGCCGCAUCUAUGACAAUUGGAGAGCGUACAUGAUCUUGCGCAAAUAUCCACGAAGUGAGUGGCCACAACUACGUCUUCAGAUUAUUGCAGCCACCGCCAUUAAAGGUCGUCGACUCUAUUGGGGACAACAGAAUAAGUGGUUGGGCGAUUAUCUGGCAAAUUCGCACGAGAACUCUGCUUCUUUGGCGUACGGCACAAAUGUCAGAAAUCUGAAAAAUGUUGAUGGUUUCAAAAAUGUUAUCUUCUCUUCGUUUGCUAAAAAAUUCAAUAAACACAACAAACAGGCCGAUCGUGCCUUUAUAAUAACGGAUAGUGCAAUUUACAAGCUGGAUGGUGCCAAGAACAAGUUCAGAAAUAUGAACAGAUCGAUAUAUAUAAAGGAUUUAACCUCUAUAAGCAUAAGUACAGGACGAGAUCAAUUGGUCGUAUUCCAUUCCCCGCAAAACAAUGAUUUGGUCUUUUCGCUGCAAGGAGAACAUGGGCCUCUCAAGGAAGAUCGUAUCGGGGAAUUAGUCGGCAAUGUGUGCAAAAAAUAUUAUGAUAUUUGUAAUCGGGAACUAAGAGUAGACGUUUCAGCCAAUAUUAUGUGCCGUCUCGGAGGUAAAUCACGCACAAUUGUGAUCGAAGCUGCGGCUGGAGUGGAAAAUCCAAAUUUCCGACAUGCUGCGGGCAACAUUAUUUUCGAAGUUCCAACACAUUAUUGUGUUUGAGAGCAAAGCUGGACUUUAAUUGUUAU